Microthlaspi erraticum is the source of this 411-nucleotide messenger RNA. The record is from the annotation of a GenBank genome assembly. Lineage: Eukaryota; Viridiplantae; Streptophyta; Magnoliopsida; Brassicales; Brassicaceae.
AUGGACCAACAAGGGAGAAAGCAGGCAAAACGGAGCCCAAAGGAGCUCGAUCGAGUCCCUACAAUCGAUCGACUCGUCUCAGAGAUCGAUCGACUCAUCGAUCACACACAAGCUCGAUCGAUCCCAUGCAAGGAAAGCUCGAUCGAUCCCGCGUCCAGCUCGAUCGAUCGAACCCGUUCGUCUCAGCCGUUCGAUCCGUCCCGUCAGAUGAUAUCACAGCCGUUCGAUCUACUUGGUGCAAACCGACUCGAUCGAACCACAGCGAACCGGAUUGAACCGAAGUCGACCCCGGAGCUAUUUAGACCUAUCUUUAGCCAUUGUUUAGGCUACGCCGUUUUUCAGAGUUUUACACUGUUUCUGAGGGAGAAGAGAUCGAACCUCUGUUUUUCACAGUUUGGAGAAGAUUUCUGA